UCAAGCUCAGUGUUUAAUGAUCUCCGCCAAGAGGGAGACUUUUGCGAUGCAGUCAUCAGAGUCAAGGAUGUCGAAUUUCAAAUUCACAAAGUCAUCCUGUGUAAAUGCAGCAAGUACUUCCUAGCUUUCUUCAGACGCUGGUCAGCUCCAGGUCAGCAGGUCUUCAACAUAGGUGGCCUGUCUGCGGACAUGAUGGCGCUUAUCAUUGAGUUUGCAUACACUGGCAGUGUUCAUGUGACUGGGGACAAUGUGGAGGAGCUCCUGCUUGCAGCGGAUCAGUUCGAUGUCCCAGGCAUCGUGCAAAAUUGUUGCGACUUCAUGGAGGAGCAGCUCUCCGUAAAGAACUGCAUUGGCAUCCAUCGGUUUACCAAAACCAUCAACUGCUCCCGACUGCAACACAAGGCCUUCAGCUAUGUCCUUGCUCACUUUGAGGAGGUUGUUUUCUCCCAAGAGUUCCAGCAGCUUUCUGUGGGAAAUAUCAUUGAGAUCAUUGGUAGAGACGAACUCAACGUGAAAGAAGAGAGCACUGUGUUUGAGGCCAUCAUUCUCUGGAUUGCCUAUUUACCGGAAGAGCGUGAAGGGCACUUCGCUACACUCCUGUCCAAGGUCCGGCUGGCCUUGAUGAGUGAGGACUAUUUAAAGAGCAAUGUGAUGUCUAAUGAGCUGGUGAAAAACAACAUUGAGUGCAAGCUCAUGGCUAGAAAAGCCCUUGAUAUCAUCACUUGCAUCAGACCAAACUAUAGUUCUGUCCUCUGCAACCAUCUCGCCCGUCCUCGCCUGCCUAACAGCGUCCUGCUGGCCAUCGGAGGCUGGAGUGGUGGAGAUCCAACUAACGGCAUCGAGGCGUACGACAUCCGCACAGACAGCUGGGUCAACGUGUCAAACAGUCACGAGCGUCCCCGAGCCUAUCACGGCACUGCCUUCCUCAACGGGGAUAUCUACUGUGUUGGUGGCUUUGACAGGGUGGAGCAUUUCAACAGUGUUCGCAGGUAUGACCCGAACACACACACCUGGCAUGAGGUGGCAUCGAUGUACUACCGCCGCUGCUAUGUGAGCGUCACCGUGCUGAACGGAUGCAUCUAUGCCAUGGGAGGUUAUGACGGACAUACACGACUCAGCACAGCAGAGCGUUACAUGCCCGAGACCAACCAGUGGAGUCUGAUUGCACCCAUGAGCGAGCAAAGGAGCGACGCGAGCUGCACAACACUCCAUGACAAGGUUUACAUUUGUGGAGGCUUCAAUGGAAACGAGUGCCUGCAAACAGCUGAAUCUUACUGCCCAGAGACCAACCAGUGGACAGCGAUCGCACUCAUGAACUGCCGCCGCAGUGGCGUUGGGAUCAUUGCACAUGCAGACCAUAUCUUUGCAGUUGGUGGCUUUGACGGCACCACCCGUCUGCGCAAUGCUGAGGCUUACGACCCCCGGAGAAACACCUGGCACGAACUGUCCUCCAUGUUGUCUCCCCGAAGCAACUUUGGCAUCGAAGUGCUCGAAGGUCGUAUCUUUGUUGUUGGUGGCUUCAACGGCUUCAACACCUCCUAUGACGUUGAAUACUACAACUCAAUAACGGACGAGUGGUGCAAAGCCUGUGACAUGGAGAUAUUCCGCAGCGCCCUGAGCUGCUGUGUGGUGUCCGGACUCCCCAACAUGGCUGAGUACGCUUUGCCUCGUGACGCACUGCCGCUUUCACAUGUGGACGGCGAGUCUGUGGAGGUUUCAGAGUCGGAUGAGUCUGUCUAA
Trematomus bernacchii (emerald rockcod) is the source of this 1740-nucleotide messenger RNA. Its product is annotated as kelch-like protein 10. The coding region runs from base 190 to 1740 and encodes 516 amino acids. Gene Ontology annotation, molecular function: protein binding. The record is from RefSeq and is a predicted model, not a curated record. The transcript is spliced from 5 exons. NCBI's taxonomy places the organism in Eukaryota, Metazoa, Chordata, Actinopteri, Perciformes, Nototheniidae.